AUGGAAGAGGACCAGGAACUGGAGAGAAAGAUGUCUGGAUUGAAGACCUCAAUGGCAGAAGACGAGAAGAAGACAGCCCUGGAAAUGGCCCAGGCAGCUGGAACAGAUAGACACGGUGUGACAUUUGUAUUGCAAGAGGAGGAACAUACCCUAGGACAUUUGCUGCAUCAUGUCAUCAUGAAGAACCCCCCCAAAAAAAGUGGAAUUUUGUGGUUACACUCAAACCAUCCUUCAGAGAGUAAAAUUAAUUUAUGCAUUCAGACUCGAGGUGCUCUUCCAGUUGAGCCAAUUCAGAGAGGCCUGAAGGAGCUCAGGAAUGUCUGCCAACCUGUGCUUGACAAGUUUGAGGCCACAUAA
Messenger RNA from Callithrix jacchus (white-tufted-ear marmoset), 357 nucleotides. Lineage: Eukaryota; Metazoa; Chordata; Mammalia; Primates; Cebidae. The record is from RefSeq and is a predicted model, not a curated record.